Messenger RNA from Ogataea parapolymorpha DL-1, 1422 nucleotides. RefSeq names its product Aromatic/aminoadipate aminotransferase 1. NCBI's taxonomy places the organism in Eukaryota, Fungi, Ascomycota, Pichiomycetes, Pichiales, Pichiaceae. The record is from RefSeq and is a predicted model, not a curated record. Gene Ontology annotation, biological process: aromatic amino acid catabolic process; L-tyrosine biosynthetic process. The transcript has a single exon. Bases 1 to 1422 code for a protein of 473 amino acids. Gene Ontology annotation, molecular function: L-2-aminoadipate:2-oxoglutarate transaminase activity; pyridoxal phosphate binding; aromatic-amino-acid:2-oxoglutarate transaminase activity.
AUGACCGUGAAAGAUUUGAGCCACCAUCUGUCCAACGAAGCCAAGCGCAGAAACGCCUCUGCCCUGAAAACCGCGUUCAAGUAUUUCGGCAAGGACAACAUUGUUUUCCUCGGCGGAGGACUCCCGCUCUCUGACUACUUCCCUUGGGACAAGAUCACUGCCACUUCUCCCGCACCUCCUUUUGCAAAUGGAAUUGGUGCCAAGCCUACCAACGAGGCCGACACCGUGAUCACCGAGGUCGGAAAGACUACAGACUUGGAGUUUGAUAUUCCUCUUGCCAGAUCUUUGCAAUACGGACACACCGAGGGCCAGCCAGAGCUGCUUGAUUUCAUCAGAGAACACACCGAAAUAAUCCACAAAAUUCCUAACAGUGAAUGGGACGUUAUCGUCACCGUGGGGAACACUCAAUCGUGGGAGGCUUCUUUGAGAACUUUCUGUAAUCCCGGAGAUUUCAUCGUCGUCGAAGAAUACACCUUCCCUUCCGCUAUUGAAACCGCUAGAGCCCUGAGCGUCAACUUUGCUCCUGUGGAAAUGGACGACAAGGGAAUCAUUCCAGAGAAAUUGGAUCAGCUAUUCACAGAAUGGGACCCUGCCAAGCCAAAGCCUAAGCUGCUGUACACUAUCGGUACCGGUCAAAACCCUACCGGAUCGUCUCUUUCCAACGAGAGAAGAAAAGCCAUCUACGAUAUUGCUUGCAAGCAUGACUUUAUCAUCAUCGAGGACGAGCCAUACUACUUCUUACAAAUGGACGAUUACAAGAAAAACUCUGACGAGCCUGCGGCCGUCACUCACGAGGAGUUCCUUGCUGCGCUUGUGAAAUCCUUCUCUUCUAUGGACGUCGAGGGAAGAGUUGUCAGACUGGACUCGUUCUCCAAAGUCCUCGCUCCAGGAGCCAGACUGGGCUGGAUUGUUGCUCAGAAGCCACUGCUCGAGAGAUUUGUCAGAUUGCACGAGGUCAGCAUUCAGACAGCUUCUGGUUUCACGCAAACUUUGGUGUCCGGUCUGCUUGGAAGAUGGGGCCAGAAGGGCUACAUUGAUUGGCUGAUUGGCCUGCGGAAGGAGUACACCAUCAAGAGAAACUUCACCAUCGACAGUCUGUCCAAGCAUAUGCCAUCUGUCGUGAAGUACGAGCCUCCUUUUGCUGGUAUGUUCUUUACUGUGAAGAUCGACGCUGCCAAACACCCCAAAUUUGCUUCUGAGUUCGGUAAGGACCCAUUGAAGGUGGAGGCUGCCAUCUACGAAAAAUCGCUGGAACAGGGAUGUCUGAUGAUUCCAGGGUCGUGGUUCAAGUCGCCAAACUUCAAGGACCACAACUCGUCGGAAAUCUUCUUCAGAGGCACCUAUGCCGCCGUUGCUCUUGAUAAGCUGGACAUCGGAUUGGAGAGAUUUGGUAAGGCUGUGGAGCUCGAGUUCAGCUCCUAA